CCCGGCUCCAGUUGCGCACGAAAUGGCCCAUGGUGUUUUAGUGCCAUGUAGUGGACGCUUUGCAAGGUGCGGUUUGCUGGUGACAUUCUGGACUGUAGUGUUUCUACUCUCUACAGAAAUGAAUUUUCAGCAGCCAACUGCGGUGACUGAACAGCCAAGCGUUGAAGAUGUGGAGAGUACAUCCACUACAUCUACGACUACUGUCAAUACAUCCAAUACCACUACCUUUCUGCCACCACUAACUGCAGCGUUUACGAAAGUCCCACGUGGUGUCGCUGUUUGCAUUGCAGGGAAUCUUCGGACCUUCACAGUUCCAGUGGUCUUUUCUCAAAUCAGACCCUUUCAUGAGAAACUCUGGGGAUCGAAGGUCUCGUUUUUCCUCUAUGGCACCUUGGCCGGUGCUGGGCCGAAGAACCAAACGAACCACAACCUGCCGGCCAUCAAUGAAUCCAACCAGACUGCGCUGAACAUUGCGGUGACUUUGCUGAGGCCCGAAACAGUGGAAUUGGUCACGAAUGCUGAGGAUGUGACGGAGGAGAACAUUGCGCAGUAUGUUCUGCAUCAGGAAUGUUUCCGACGUAUUCAAUUCGUUCAACCAGUGGACGGUGACGAAGCCUUCUUCGAAAAUCGUGUGCGCUUCUUGCGUGGCCUCAACCAGCUCGCGCACGUGAUUAGUAGCCUUCAGAUGAUGAUGCGAUAUGAAAAUGCCCGCGGUCGCAGGUUCAAAGUGGUGAUUUUAACCCGCCCGGAUCUGCGAUAUGACGUGAACCGCAGUGAUCAUGAUUGGUUUCGUGAUGUAGCUUGGGUUCCCGAGUGGACCUCCAACGGCAAUGUGGCACUUCAAAUGGAUCACUGGGUGGCCAUGCCUCGUGCGUUGGCGGAACGAUUUUUUUUGCUCGGCAAAGUUCUGAGCUGUAGUCCAUCCGACAAAUUCUGUUGUCGAAAAAUUGACCGAUCUGAAAGUUUGUGGGAAUAUUUAACUGGAGCGGUGCAUGGCAAUUUUGGUCAAUGCUCCUGCUCAAAUAUCACCACGCCCUAUAAAAAGGCCAAAGUCGCCAAGAUUCAGCGGACCAAGCCGACAAAAUAGCCAAGAUUGACCAAGAUUGACCUUUGACACCGCAGAGGCCAAAA
Molecule: messenger RNA, 1131 nt
Organism: Cladocopium goreaui
Lineage: Eukaryota; Dinophyceae; Suessiales; Symbiodiniaceae
Source: the annotation of a GenBank genome assembly